AUGACUACGUGGAAAUGCGGGUAUAUAAGCAGCCACUCGCACUUGGUAUGGCAUCAUCUUCCCAACAUGAAGCUCCUAGUGAGUUUCGUUCACUACUUCUUGUGCUUCGGAGCCUGUCGUUCCACAAUACUCAAUCUGGGCUCAGUUGGUUUAAUGCUUCGCGGCGGCUACGGCUGUCCCGACGGGCAGGUCGUGGGUCCCGACGGGAACUGCGCCACGCCCAUCAUAACGAGGAACGUGUUCGUGUACACCGCCCCUGAGCAGCCGCCCGUGAACUUCCCCGCCCCGUACAUCUCUCCCCCCGAGGUGCAGCACAACAUCCUCUUCAUCCGCACGCCUGAGAAGGCCGCCAGCCCCGAGCCCAUCGUGAUCCCUCCUCCCCGCCAGCAGAGCAUCGUCUACGUGCUCAACAAGCAGCAGGCGGAAGGCCAGAAGGUCAUCGAAUUGCCGAGCGACGGCCCACAGACGCCCGAGGUCUACUUCGUCAACUACGAAGAGGGAGACAACCCCAUCCUUCCCAGCGGCUUCGACCUCCAGACGGGUCUCCAGGCGGCGGCCAAUGGUGGAGGCCAGGUCCUCGGAGGUGGAGGAGGAGGCGGCGGAGCUGGCGUCGGAGGGGGAGCCGGUGGCGGUGGCGGCGGAUAUAGCGCCCCUGCUGCUCCUGCUGAUAGCUACUCUGCCAUCUAA
This is a messenger RNA of Penaeus chinensis, 687 nucleotides long. Its product is annotated as protein TonB-like. Lineage: Eukaryota; Metazoa; Arthropoda; Malacostraca; Decapoda; Penaeidae. The record is from RefSeq and is a predicted model, not a curated record. Bases 1 to 687 code for a protein of 228 amino acids. The transcript is spliced from 2 exons.